UUGUCACAAUGGCGACUUACGAGUGGCAUCCUCGACCCAGGCAUUAUAAUGCCGAGCGGAAGGCUGGAGCUCUCCAGGCUGAGCCUACAAUGGACCACCCACUGAAACCAGUCACGGUUUCUGAGGUGAAGAAGCUUGGUCGCAGCAGCUCCACAUUGGCCAAGCAGCAGGCAGCCAAGGCCACGCCCAAGGCCCUGCCCAGCCCCGCCCUGGACCCCCUGGCUGACUCCAUGGAUGGUUUGGAUCCCCUUUCACAGUUUGCUGCAGCGGCGGCUGCUGUCAAGGUCGUCGACCCCUUGUCUCAAGGUGGGGCACAAGGCAUUGGAACAGAUGCUACGGAUGCUGGUGGAUUUAAGAAGAACCAACUGGAUGACUCCUUUGAGCCCUGGUCCAGCAAGAAAGCUACCAUCCUCAGCAAGUACACCACCUCCGAGAAGCUCUCCAUCACCACGAGCUUCCUCUCCACUGCAGGUCGAGAGAAAGCAACUGUCAAGUCCCAACCAGCAGCACAGAGCACUGUCACAGACAAAGUGAAGAACCGACUAGAGCAAAUUGAUGAUUUUGAAGAGGGCUCCGUGAAAGAGAUGUUGAACUUGAGUCAACAGGAUUAUGUUCAUCGGAUUAACGAGUUGAAUCAAGCCCUCAUCAGUGCUUGGGACCAGGACCAGAAAGUGAAGGCACUCAAGAUAGCCAUACAGUGUUCCAAGCUGUUGGCAGACACAUCUGUAAUACAGUUCUACCCAAGCAAGUUUGUUCUGAUCACCGAUAUCCUGGACACAUUUGGGAGGCUUGUCUACGACCGCAUCCGCCGCAAGUCUACCUACAUCCCCUCCGGUGGCACCACCCCCCAGAUGCUCCCAGAGGACUUUGAGCCUCACCAGGUCCCUGACUCGGCCAAGGAAACCUGCCGUAACUGGUUCUUCAAGAUCGCUUCCAUCAGAGAGCUCAUCCCAAGACUCUAUGUUGAGGCUGCAAUCAUGGGUUGUUACAGCUUUUUAACAACCGGCGAGUAUGAGCAAGCAUUGCUACGACUAACAAAUCAAAUGAGAGGCAUAGGAGAUCCCCUGGUGGCCAUCUAUGCAAGGGCAUACCUGUGUCGGGUUGGCAUGGCUGUAGCUCCUAACGUUCGCACUCACCUGAUCAACAACUUCUACGAUUUCCUGUCUUCGUACUCUCAGCUCCACAGUGACAGCGUUCAGAACGUCCUAGCCAUCCAACGUGUGGAGAUGGCCGACUACUUGUCUCUCUACUCGCCAGCACUGGAUUGGAUAUUGCAAUGCAUUGCACAUCAGGCCACGGAGGAGAUCUUGACUGAGAUUCUUGGCAAAUGCAAGAAGCAGUGCAACAAUGCCCUGUUGUUGAACUCCAUCAUGUCUGCCUUCAAGCCGGAGUUUAUUGCCAGCAGGGCCCUCGGAUUCACUGAUCUUAUCAAGGAAUGUGAAGAAGCUGGAUUUCCCAAGCACCACCUGUAUCGAUCUCUGGGUACCAACUUGGCGCUGAGCGAUCCACCCCAGCAGCAGAGAUUGACAGUGCUGAAUGAAGUCUGGAAGACUGUCAUGAAGCUACGCAAUCCAGAGGACUACAUCGGUUGUGCCGAGAUCUGGAUUGAGUAUCCGUGCAGACACUUCACUAAAAAGGAAGUGAACACCAUCUUGGGUGACAUCAUCAAGCACAUGACCCCUGACCGUGCAUUUGAGUCGUUCUAUCCUCAGUUACAGUCAGUGAUGUCCAAAGUCUUGGCCCAUAUCAAGGAUUUCUCUGCAUUGCUGUCAAUGGACAAGUUCAUGCCAAUGGUGGAUAUGUUCCAGAAGGACGUGGUAAAGGUGGAGCUUUGCCGGUCCAUCAUAGAGGCAUUCUGCCGUAACCAAGAGAAAGUGACAAAUGAUCCAGUCAUCAUCAACGCUCUCAUGUUUGUCUGCAAGACCAUGCACGACUCCCUCAAUGCCCUGUCUUUGGAAGACGAUGUCCGAGAAAUUGGCCGACUGAUUGCCGGCUUCGUCAGAAAAAUUUCAUUCGGCCGAGAUUUUGAGCAACAAUUGAGCUUCUACGUCGAGGCUCGUGCCAACUUCAGCAAUAUUGACAGUGUGCUGGUCGCAUUGGUACAGUGCGUAAAUCAGUUGGCAUCAGAAACAAGAACUGUCAUGAAAGGAAACCACUCCAGGAAAACUGCUGCGUUUGUCAGAGCUUGCGCAGCGUAUUGCUUCAUUACCAUCCCUUCCAUCGUCGACAUCUUCCAUCGGCUGAACCUCUACCUCCUGUCUGGUCAGGUUGCCAUGCUCAACCUGGCCCUGACACAAGCCGAUGCUUUCUUCAAGGGCGCCAUCAGUCUCAUACCGGACGUUCCCAAGACCAUGGUCAUCGACAGCAAGUCUCGUUCCACAGAGCCAUUCCUCCUGAAUUACAUCAAUAACUUCCUGUCCACUCUGCUUGUUGUUCCCGACAACCCCGAGCACGGAGUGCUGUAUUUGGUUCGUGGUCUGCUUAAUGUGGUACAGGAUUACGUGUGGGAUACCGGCAACGACACCAAGGCGUUGGUGUUCUUGAAUGUCCUAAGCCUGCUGUCGGCAAGUUGUCAAGACCAGUACAUAUACCAUGUCAAGAACGUUGACUCCAAUGACGUCUUAUACGGAAGUGAUAAGAAGUUCUUAGCCGAGGUGUCUGGCCUGUGCGGCACACUCAUCACAUCUAUUCUGGAACACUGCAAAUCCCUGGCGCAGUCCGAGAAUGGACAGAAGAGGCAAUCCCAUCUGGCUAUGGACUUCUUCAAUCGCAUCUUGGUUCAUGGCGACAUCGCGCAGCAAGAGAUAGCCUCCCUGGCUCUCAAUCUGUGGAAUCUGGCUCAGAAACAUGGCCAUGCCGACACCAAGCAGAUGGUGCGGAUGCUAGAGUAUGUGAAAUGCAAAGGUAAUCAGGCUGGAGGGAAAGCCUACAGAGAUCUCGCUGCAUCCAUGCCACUUCAGUCCAGGACAUAAAAAGUCAGGCUGGAAAGAGAGUCUACAGUUAUAUUUUUAAUUAUGUGAUAAGUAGAAUUUGUACAUCUCACAACUCAAAAAAAAAAUCAAGCUUGUGACAGAGACUCAUUGAGGUUUUGUUCAUACAUCAACGAGGAAUGACUGUUUCUUUGUGUUGUUAUUUUUUUAUUUCAUUUAUCCAAAAUGGAUGGAUAAAAUAUUGACAAUAAGAACAGUGAAUAGUAUAGAACAUUAGACACCAAAUCUAUAAGGACAAUAACAUACUAAUCAAACGGUAACAGGAAUCAGGCUUUAAAAAGUCAUAUUUUGUAUGUUUAGCAGGCACAGUGUGUAGAAAGAAUCACUUUGUAUAAUACUCAAUUUAUUUCACCCCCCAAAAAAAAACUUUGUGGCUGGACUGUAAGGUAUAAGCCAGGCAGUUCCAGGCGGGACAGUUUAGGGAGGGUCAGUGAUUUGACACUCAUUACUCUGCCUCGGUGUUGUUCAUGUAGUCAUCCAGUCUGAAACCAAGUCACUGACCUGUGACUGGUCUUGUGAAAUGACUCUUGACUGGUUUUCUUCAGGUGGGCAUUGUGAAAAGGCUUGUGAUGGCUCCAACUACAACGCUGCAAAGGCCUCUGUGCAGAAAUGGUCUGAGGCAAUGGCACGGCAUCUUCAGUCCUAAGACAAGAUGCAUGCGUGCACUCUGGCUUAGCAAGCAUGGUUCUGAAGUGCACACAACUGUAUUUUCGUUUGAAUGAGCACAGAUUCAAAGUCUCUCUGCAGGGCUCAUAGCUCAUUGGUGGUGUCCAGGCAUCCGUUAUUUCUCCUGGUGUCUUGUUGGAGGAGUUACACCCAUAAGUACCCCCAGCAAUUAAUUGAGAUGGCACAGUGACCAUGUGGCGAAGGUGCACGUACAGUGAAUGACCCAUUGACCGAUUGGCUGUUUCAAACAUGUUUUGUGCAUGUCCUCAGAUCUAAGAAUGCCUCACCUGUUUGCAUGAUAACCAUCUCAGUGUUUGCUUCUAGUUGUGGUUUCCGAAGUAUUCUUUAAAAUCGCCUGAAUGUUAGCGUCCAGUAAAGUCCAUUGAGCUUUGGCAACCCAAAGAACUCUUUCUUGAAAUGAGGGAUUUUAUGUUUUAAGACCAGAUUUAGCCAUAUGCUUUGAAAAUUGCACUCUUAACUCUCACAUCUUCUACUCUGAGCUUUUAAAAGCUUUCGGAGCUGUCUGGCAUGUUAUUCAAGCGUGUCUCGUAUUCUCCAGUGGAUUUAAUUUCAAAGGGUGUACCACUUCGCCCGCAGUCGCUCAACAUGUUGCCAGUUAAGUCGCUUGUGAUCUUCUUAAGACUUACAGGUUGAGAUGAUAGAUCUCCAUCUUCAUUUGAGAACAUCACGGAAUCUUAUGGGAAAUGUAUAGUUCUCUGAAACAGCGAAGAUAAUUUAUCCAAAUGUAAUCUUGUAAUCUGAAAAAAGUGUAUACAUUGGUUUUGUAUUUAAUCCUUUGAGCUGAAGCAUGUCUCCAUAAAGUGGAGUAUAAGCACAAGAAAUGUGAAAAUCGUUUACAUUAGGGAUAAUUCUCUAAAUGUCAAAGAUUUAAGUUGAUCGGAUUCAGUUUCAGACCAUUUGGGGGAGGCGAAUCAAACCUGUUUAUUAAAGACUGGAUGAAGUGAUGCUCUUUCACGUGUGUCCCAAGAGACAGAUUGUGGAUGAUUUGCCAAGCUGCCCCCUUCCUCUCCUGUUUAGCCACGCCCAGUGAGGAGGUGCUGUGCGUGAGAAGAAUCUUCCAGGACUGGGAUGGAGAUUCACCGAAACGAUUGAGAGAUACCAAUUUCUCUGUAUGGAAUCCAGCCGCAACAUCAAUAAGUGGAAAGACAAAGUCUUCGAUGUUAUUUUCCCAUCUGACACAUGUAUGAACAAUAAGAAUUGGAAUUGUUUUACUAGUUCAUAUUACCAUUAUUUAUGCAGGAAUUGAAAUCUUUAUGCCAAACCUUUUUUUUUUGUCUUAAGGAUUAUUCUGAAGUUGUAUUGCAGAGUAAUUCAUUUGAUUUAGUUGUUUAUUUCUGCAAUAUUGCAUUCCAGAACGGCAACAUCUGACAAAGAACCUUCCUCAACCGUAUUUUAUUAUUAAAGCAUUUUGAAGAUCUCCUAUGGA
Messenger RNA from Acanthaster planci (crown-of-thorns starfish), 5103 nucleotides. Its product is annotated as VPS35 endosomal protein-sorting factor-like. Gene Ontology annotation, cellular component: endosome. The record is from RefSeq and is a predicted model, not a curated record. Gene Ontology annotation, biological process: endocytic recycling. NCBI's taxonomy places the organism in Eukaryota, Metazoa, Echinodermata, Asteroidea, Valvatida, Acanthasteridae.